UUCCUUUCAUAAUUGGGAUUACAUUGAUUGUAACUAAGGUGUGUGGAAGGGGCUGUAAUAAUGUUCACCCAAGACGGCACUCCAACAUCGGGAGAACUUGAACAGUUCGCUAAGGAAUUUAAACAACGAAGAAUCAAACUUCGUUUCUCGCAGACUGAGGUGGGCUUAGCGCUUGGAUAUCUUUACGGAAACGUGUUUAGCCAGACUACAAUCUGCCGUUUCGAGGCCUUACAGCUGAGUUUUAAAAACAUGUGUAAGCUUAAGCCUCUGUUGAUGAGGUGGCUCGAAGAAGCAGAUACUGACAGGCCUUUUGGAAGCGAGAGCGAGAAGUUGGAAGCUAAGCGAAAACGAAAGAAGAGAACAGCGAUUGAGGUUUCCGUUAAAAGUGUCUUGGAGAACGAGUUUUGCGCAAACCCAAAACCAUCUGCUAGUGAAAUAGGCAUUCUGGCCACAAAUCUCGGCAUUGAUAAAGAGGUUAUUCGAGUGUGGUUCUGCAACAGACGACAGAAAGAAAAAAGGUUAACUUUGAAGGAAACCAAAGAACACGGAAAACCAUGUAGUGGUGAACAAUUUGAGGAGGAAGCACCGCAUGAUCUUGAUGAUAUGACAUCUUUAGCAUAAUUGCUGGUGUUUAAAUUGCACAUCUGUGGUGCAUUUUUGUCUGUUACUAAGUUUUAACAGAAGUACCAGCGUAUUUCAAAUAUUGUUGCCCUUCUUUGUUCGUUUUUACACCUACUCUAUCUAGCUUUCACUUUAAACAUGAUUUAAUAUGUUUAAAUAAAUAAAUAAAUAAAUAAAUAUUUUAAUAACACUACAUAAUGUCACCGUGUGAAUAGAAGAGGAUCUCAGUUAUAUUUCUAUGGAAAAUCAAGAAUGUUAUGUGCGAGAAAUUUUAAACUGGAUGACCGUUCUUCCUUUUGAUGAUAAGUAUAUUUAAUCAAGAUCAAGGUAUCUUUUUAAUUUCAGUUCCAUACAUAGACGAAAGAGAGACAGCUUAGGACGGAAUUUCAACAUAUAAGUAAACGAAAGUUACGAAAAUAUUAUUUUUGUU
Molecule: messenger RNA, 1051 nt
Organism: Pocillopora damicornis (cauliflower coral)
Lineage: Eukaryota; Metazoa; Cnidaria; Anthozoa; Scleractinia; Pocilloporidae
Product: POU domain, class 3, transcription factor 4
Biological process (GO): regulation of transcription by RNA polymerase II
Molecular function (GO): DNA-binding transcription factor activity, RNA polymerase II-specific; RNA polymerase II cis-regulatory region sequence-specific DNA binding
Source: RefSeq, a predicted model, not a curated record